AUGACAUAUACUCAUAGUUCGACUGACAAUAGGAUCAUCAUUGAUUUGAUCUUAGUAAAAUAUCUUGAGGAGAGGGAAACGGCUGCUUUUGCUCCGGACCCGACUGUGAAAGCUAGACAGGAAGAGGAGAGGAUUGCCAGGCAACUUAAGGAAGAGAUUGCGAGAAUCAAACGCGCGCACGCAAGUAGAGGAGCGGCUGCAGCAUCCGCUUUGUUUAAAGAGACUAAACAAAGUGAGACUGGUGCUGGGGUUGCUGGGGCAGGUUUGGACAAGGAAAAGAUGCUUAAGAUGUCGUGGGAGAAGGUUGGAGAGGAUUAUACUGCAGAGAGAUUGAAAAAGAUAUUUUCAAAGUUUGGACAGGUUGAAGAUGUUGUCAUUAAGAGUUCCAAGAAGAAAGGUUCUGCACUAGUUGUAAUGUCCACCAAAGAUGCCAUGGUUGCUGCUACAGGAAGUGUUUGUGGUAGUCUUUCAAACCCUUUGCUGGUUUUGCCUCUUCAACCAGCUGUAGCAACCGAAUUUACAAGUGCACAGAGUUGUGAGGAGACUGAUGGCCUGAAUAAUUUGGUAGGAGCCGGCUAUCAAGCAUAUGAAGACACUGUGUUGCAAAAGCUCCAAAUGGCUGCAAAAAGACAAAAGUGACGAGGAAGGGAAUCUUGGAUGGAUCAUGUGUCUUUGAUCUUUUGGAACUCUUAUUAAAGGCAAGGAAUCACUUUCUCCCAUUGUUGCCCAUGUCCCCAUUUCCCUUCUUGCUUGCUUGUUUAUUUGUGAUUUUGUUUUGUUAUGAUCUGUGGUAUGUUACUUAAUGUGUCAGAAAUGCUCAACAAGUAUGCUCCUAUCAAAGCGCUUAGAAUGCCCUAUUAAGGGCGUGAUUCAUGGGGUUGCUGGGUGCUAUCUAUUUCCAUGGUUGGAGCAUAAUUGUUGGGACUCAAAAGGGUUUUUGGAUUUGUGUUUUACCAAGAGUCUAAUAUAAACGAAUGGAUUUAUAAACAUGCAUUACCUCUGACAUUUAUGAAUCUUGAAAUGCAGGACUCCUAAUCUCAUUGUCUUUCAGAUAUUGCAGUGUAUUUGAAGAGUGAUUAUCGUAUUCUAAUACGACCUUUUACAAUCUUGAUGGUUUAGUUGUACAUUGAACUCGAUGCCAGUGUAGGGAAAUUCUCAUUAGUAACCCUAUCAGAUUUCAACCGUAGAGUAAAACAUUACAAGACUUUGAUGAUUUGGAACAUUUUGAGCUCAUCAAUUGUUGCAAAAGUAGAGGGAAAUAGGUUUUCGACUGUACAAAUGAUCUAAUGUGAUAAAUUUCUGUACAUUUUACAUGUAUAUGAAAACUGGUUUCCU
Molecule: messenger RNA, 1335 nt
Organism: Pistacia vera
Lineage: Eukaryota; Viridiplantae; Streptophyta; Magnoliopsida; Sapindales; Anacardiaceae
Exons: 4
Coding region: 1-639 (212 amino acids)
Molecular function (GO): RNA binding
Source: RefSeq, a predicted model, not a curated record